Molecule: messenger RNA, 676 nt
Organism: Syngnathoides biaculeatus (alligator pipefish)
Lineage: Eukaryota; Metazoa; Chordata; Actinopteri; Syngnathiformes; Syngnathidae
Gene: ndufb10
Product: NADH:ubiquinone oxidoreductase subunit B10
Exons: 4
Coding region: 102-617 (171 amino acids)
Source: RefSeq, a predicted model, not a curated record
UCGCUCGCUCGCUCGCUCGCUCGUGCGCAUGCGCCACAUUGAGACGAGAACUGCGGAGGUCAAAUCGGGGAUUUGGCCGCCGUCGCUCCAAACGAGCCGUGAUGCCGUCCGACUUCGAUAAGGACGCUUAUCCGGAGCCUCCUCGGCAGACUCCGGCCGUGAGCAAAGAGACCGCUUUGCCGAACCCAGCCUUGAUUGUCACGAAACUCUUUUAUUACGCCGUGGACUUGCCCGUCACCACAUUUCGAGAGGUCGUCGACGGGAUUAAGGCUAAAAACAAGACGGUCUACUACCACCAGAAGUUCCGCCGCGUUCCUGACCUGACCCAGUGCCAACACGGGGACUACCUGUGCUACUACGAGGCCGAGAUGCAGUGGAGGAGAGACUACAAAGUGGACCAGGAGAUCGUGAAAGUGGUCCAGGAGCGCAUGCGGGCCUGCCAGCAGAGAGAAGGCUUCAGCUACCAGCAAAACUGUUCCAAAGAGAUCGAGCAGUUCAACGUGGUCACCAAGAACUACCAGCUACGCUACGGCGACUUGGGCGCGUAUGCCAGCGGCAGGAAAUGCCUCAUGAAGCAGAAGGAGAGGAUGAUGGCAGCGCAGAUCCAAAAUGCUUAGCAGUCCUCUUCGUCUUCUCUCAGCGUUGUAAAAUAAAGUACCGAAAUGUUUAACUUGAA